AUGGACAUGACCUCACAGCCCCUCGCCCAGCUGUGCCAAGAGACUUCCGCGGCCGGUGCCAGCUCAGGACCUCAACCCGAUCCUAAGAGGCAGAAAACUCAGGAGGAAGCUGCUCGAUCCGCACUGGAAAAACAUGUCGCAGAGAUCGAGGAGACGAUCAAGAUCGCCAUAAUCUCUAUGAAUGAAGAAACGGCUCGUCUAGCCAGGUGCACGAGGACAGCGAAUGACUCGGGCAACAAAGAAGCCAUAAGACAUUUGUAUGUAGAAACAUCAUUAAAAAUGAGGGCAUUUUUUUUCAAAAAACAAUGGGAACUGUCAUAG
Messenger RNA from Macrosiphum euphorbiae (potato aphid), 321 nucleotides. Lineage: Eukaryota; Metazoa; Arthropoda; Insecta; Hemiptera; Aphididae. The record is from the annotation of a GenBank genome assembly.